Messenger RNA from Paramecium pentaurelia, 571 nucleotides. The record is from the annotation of a GenBank genome assembly. Lineage: Eukaryota; Ciliophora; Oligohymenophorea; Peniculida; Parameciidae.
AUGGAGAGAUUAAAAACUUGUUAAUAAUAGUAAAAUGUGCAUAAAGUAUAUUAAAAAGAUUAAAUUGAUUUUUUAAAAUCCAUCAAAUAAUAAGCUAACACAGAGCAGUUUUAACAUAUCAAUAAUUAAAUUAGUAAUAGUUAAACUUACUUGAAAUAUUUAAUAUUUUUUAUGCGAUAAAUUAUAAAUUACUUUAUUUAUUUUAAUAAAUUAUAGUUAAGAUAUCAUCAUAUAUCAAUUCCUCACUAACUAUAUAUACUCAACUCAAGUUUGAAUAUUUUUAAUAUCACUAAAAUAAUUUAUAGCAAAUUAAAAUAUAACAUCAACUAAUUCAACUUUUAGAUUUAAUAAAUUAAUUAAAGGAUUCAAAAACAAAUAAUUAUUAUAUGAUUUAGAAUUAAAGACAAAUAGAUCUAAAAUGAUUUCAGUCAUUCUAAGCAUCUCAGAAUUUAUUAGGUUAAUGCUUACAAUUAAUUCAAAUGAUGAGAACAACUUUACUCUUAUAAUAGGCAUAGGAGUAAGAAAUAGAAGAGGAGGAUAAAAAAAGAAAUUAGCUAAUCUUAAGGCUUGA